Molecule: messenger RNA, 915 nt
Organism: Lachancea lanzarotensis
Lineage: Eukaryota; Fungi; Ascomycota; Saccharomycetes; Saccharomycetales; Saccharomycetaceae
Gene: APD1
Product: LALA0S08e02234g1_1
Exons: 1
Coding region: 1-915 (304 amino acids)
Source: RefSeq, a predicted model, not a curated record
AUGGGAUUGCUGGGGUAUUUCAAAGAUUCUCAACAGGUUUCCAAACAAGAUCUGGAGGCGAUCGAGCAGGUCGUCGAGCUCUGUGAUCGCCAAUGCGGUGAUUGCGAUGCAGAAGAGGGCGCUGCGGCCAUCGAACGAGGUGAAGCCAAAUUUGGAAAAUUGAAAAUCGAGCAUAACGCUUCGUUGUACGGGUCUUCCGAGACUGCCAAAAUCCAUUUUGUGGUACCCACAUCGCAAACAGAUUGGGCCCGCGACGCUUGUGAAGAAAAAAAGGGCUCUGUGCAAUACAAGAUCGCCAGAUGGAUCGACAAACAUGGAGCAGAUUACCCGCAGGGCACGGGCGACGCUAUCAAAUGUAGCGUUUCAUCGUUGCCCAUCGAUGCCAUGGACAUAGAUGUGAUGCGCGGCAUAAAAAACGACGUUCUCGUGCUACCACAUUUCUUAAAAAUCAAAGCUCUUUCAGCGUCAGAUGUAAAGUCUCAGCUCAACAAACUGGUUCCUCUGUUGCUUGCAAACGAGCGGGACCAGCUUUUGGCUCUCGAAAAUAUCGAAGAAGCCCGUGAAAACUCGUUUGUGUUUCUGUGCUCCCACAAGACCCGCGAUAAACGGUGCGGCAUCACAGCUCCCAUCUUGCAAAAACUGUUUCAUCAAGAGCUACAACCACACGGUCUAUAUCGCGACAACUCCGAUUUUCGGCCAGGUGGAUGCACAGUAGGUUUCGUGAACCAUGUAGGAGGCCAUAAAUUCGUCGCAAACGUGGUCCUGUAUCUGAAAUCUUCCCAUUCGCUCAUCUGGCUGGCCAGAGUAACUCCAAAAAACGUCCCCGCCAUUGUCAAUCUUAUGAUAGUUCCCGAAAAACCUCAGCUUCCGUGGCCCGAAAAGGUCAGGUGUGUUGAGCAAUACGCGGCGUGGUGA